Eptesicus fuscus (big brown bat) is the source of this 1362-nucleotide messenger RNA. RefSeq names its product CD47 molecule (gene CD47). NCBI's taxonomy places the organism in Eukaryota, Metazoa, Chordata, Mammalia, Chiroptera, Vespertilionidae. Gene Ontology annotation, cellular component: extracellular exosome; plasma membrane. The transcript is spliced from 11 exons. Gene Ontology annotation, molecular function: thrombospondin receptor activity. The record is from RefSeq and is a predicted model, not a curated record. Bases 166 to 1137 code for a protein of 323 amino acids. Gene Ontology annotation, biological process: positive regulation of phagocytosis; positive regulation of inflammatory response; positive regulation of cell-cell adhesion.
CCGGGGCUGGGAGCGGGUGUGCAGCAGCUGGAACUCGCGGGCGCGGGGCCGGGCCGGGCGGUGGGUUCUGAUAGUGACGGGCGGCGGCGCAGGGUCCUGGCUGUAACCGCGGUGGCUGCUCCAGACGCGGGCGGCGGCAGCGGAGGCGGCCCCUUCGCGGGCGCGAUGUGGCCCCUGUUGGUGCUGCUGCUGCUGGGCUCAGCGAGCCGCGGUUCAGCUCAGCUAAUAUUUAAUAUAACCAAAUUUGUAGAAUACACCACUUGCAAUAAAACUGUUGUAGUUCCAUGUGUCGUCAAUAAUGUGGAGGCAAAGAGCCUGAAAGAAAUGUUUGUAAAGUGGAAAUUCAGAGACACACACAUUUUCUACUAUAAUGGAGAUAAAAAUGAGUCCAAGCCCACCAGUAACUUUUCAAGUGCAUACAUCGUGCCAGAAGCACUGUUAAGUGGCAUUGCCUCUUUGAAGAUGGACAAGAGCCAAGCUGUCCCAGGAAACUACACUUGCGAAGUAACAGAAUUAACUAGAGAAGGCGAAACCAUCGUAGAACUAAAAUAUCGUGUUGUUUCAUGGUUUUCUCCAAAUGAAAAUAUCCUUAUUGUUAUUUUCCCAAUGUUGGCUGUGCUUCUGUUCUGGGGACAGUUUGGUAUUGUGACACUUAAAUAUAAUGCCAGUGUUACGAAGGAGAAAACCAUUCUUUUAUUUGUGGCUGGACUAGUGCUCACUACAUUUGUCAUUGUUGGAGCCAUCCUCUUCGUCCCAGGUGAAUAUUCAACAAAGAGGGCCAGUGGACUUGGUUUAAUUGUAGUUCCUACAGUGAUAUUAAUAUUACUUCAGUACUCUGUGUUCAUGAUAGCUCCAGCUAUUGGGAUGUCCUCCUUCAGCAUCACCAUAUUGAUCCUUCAGGUGCUGGGCUUUGUGCUCUCUGUGGUCGGACUAAGCCUCUGUGUCUCAGAGUGCACCCCAAUGCAUGGUCCUCUUCUGAUUUCAGGUUUGGGUAUUAUAGCUUUAGCAGAAUUACUUGGAUUAGUUUAUAUGAAAUUUGUUGCUUCCAAUCAGAGGGCUAUACAGCCUCCUAGGAAAGCUGUAGAGGAACCCCUUAAUGCAUUUAAAGAAUCGAAAGGAAUGAUGAAUGAUGAGUAACUGAAUUGAAGUGAUGGACUCUGACUUGCAGAGUAAUAAGAUGUGAAAGGAAUGCACUUAUGUUUAAGGACCCUGACCUUGACUCACUCACUGUUCAAGAGAAGAAAACAAGAAAAGUGACUCUCAUCUGUAAGAGAAAGUAAAUCAUUGAGUUUUAAAUGGAUAUUACAGUUAAGUUUUUAUUCAAAGCACUUGUGAUUUAGUUAAUAAAAGAAUUAUAAUCUG